Messenger RNA from Cuculus canorus (common cuckoo), 5687 nucleotides. It is a transcript of the gene NELFA, whose product is annotated as negative elongation factor complex member A. Gene Ontology annotation, biological process: negative regulation of transcription elongation by RNA polymerase II. NCBI's taxonomy places the organism in Eukaryota, Metazoa, Chordata, Aves, Cuculiformes, Cuculidae. The record is from RefSeq and is a predicted model, not a curated record. The transcript has 11 exons. Bases 70 to 1689 code for a protein of 539 amino acids. Gene Ontology annotation, cellular component: NELF complex.
GCGAACAAGACGGCGGCCCGCAGGGGUCCUCACCCCCCUCCCUUCCUCCCUUUUAGGUGUCUUCAUAAAAUGCCCGUGGAGAAUCCCCUUUUUUUUCGCCCCGCUCCCAAGAUGGCGUCGAUGCGGGAGAGCGACACUGGCCUGUGGCUGCACAACAAACUGGGUUCUACGGACGAGCUCUGGGCGCCGCCGAGCAUCGCCUCUCUGCUCACGGCUUCGGUGAUCGACAACAUCCGCCUCUGCUUCCAUGGGCUCUCCUCGGCCGUGAAGCUGAAGCUGCUGCUGGGGAUGCUGCACCUGCCCCGCCGGGCGGUGGAUGAGAUGAAAGGGGCACUGACUGAAAUUAUCCAGCUCGCUACCUUGGAUUCAGACCCCUGGGUCUUAAUGGUAGCUGAUAUUUUAAAAUCCUUUCCAGAUACUGGCUCCCUUAACCUUGAUCUUGAAGAACAGAAUCCCAAUGUUCAAGAUAUUUUAGGAGAGCUUAGAGAAAAAGUAAGUGAAUGUGAAACUUCAGCUAUGUUGCCGUUGGAAUGCCAAUACUUAAACAAAAAUGCCUUGACAACACUAGCUGGGCCACUUACUCCCCCAGUGAAACACUUCCAGCUGAAAAGGAAACCUAAAAGUGCCACUCUCAGAGCUGAACUCUUGCAGAAGUCCACAGAAACUGCACAACAGCUCAAGAAGACUGCAGGAGUGCCUUUCCAUGCUAAAGGCAGGGGCCUGGUCAAAAAGAUAGACACAACAACCCCACUCAAAGGAAUACCAAAACAAGCUCCAUUCAGGAGUACUUCAGCACCUAGUGUAUUUAAUCCUUCUGGAAACAGAACUCCUAUUCCUCCUUCAAGAACACCUUUGCGCAAAGAAAGAGGAGUAAAACUUCUAGAUAUAUCUGAGCUGGAUAUGGUAGGUGCUGGCCGUGAAGCAAAGAGAAGAAGGAAGACAUUAGAUACAGAAGUUGUGGAAAAGCAAGCCAAAGAAGAAACAGUAGUAGAAAAUGCUACCCCAGAUUAUGCUGCUGGCCUUGUGUCUACACAGAAACUUGGUGCGCUGAACAAUGAGCCUGCACUACCUUCUACAAGUUAUUUACCUGCUACCCCUAGUGUGGUGCCAUCUUCCUCCUAUAUCCCAAGCUCAGAAACACAGCCAGCUGGCUCUGCACGAGAGGCCUUGCAGACUAAUAGACAAACUGAAGAGCCUGCAGCUCCAAAUGCUACUACAACUCUUCCUGCACAAUUCAAACAAAGAACACCCCUGUACAAUAGUAACUCUAAUCCACCUGCAGCUACACCUACCUCACCUCUAACACCUACCACGCCUCCUGCCAUUUCGCCUGCAGCACAGGCACCGCAAGUGGCUCCCCAAACUCAGCAACAGCCACCCCCGAAAAAAAGCCUCUCUCUCACAAGGGAGCAAAUGUAUGCCGCACAAGAAAUGUUCAAGACUGCAAACAAAGUUACAAGGCCAGAAAAGGCUCUUAUACUUGGAUUCAUGGCAGGAUCAAGAGAGAAUCCUUGCCAAGAGCAAGGUGAUAUCAUCCAAAUUAAACUCAGUGAGCAUACAGAAGACUUACCAAAGGCAGAUGGCACUGGCAGCACCACUAUGUUGGUUGAUACGGUCUUUGAAAUGAACUAUGCCACUGGUGAAUGGACCAGAUUCAAGAAGUACAAACCAAUAACUAAUGUUUCCUAAGGGAUGCAGCAACAGCGGACUUGGACCAAAUCAAGUUUAGAGUCAACCAGCUCAUAGAGUAUGUCAGCUGUACAAAAUGGCAUUCAUGUGUACAUUUCUUAUUACCCUCCAGAGUAGAAGUUGUGGUUCUUCAACCUAACUGGGCUCAGUGAACACAGAAGAAGAUGGUGUCAAACUCAAUUUUUUUUUUUUUAAUCUUGGGAUGGGGCAAGGUGAUCUUGGGGGGGGAAAGUUGUUGGUGUGCUUUUGUUUUUAUACAGUUCAAGAUGCUGGGAAAGGAGAUCACAGCUGAAAGAUUACAGGUGUGAGCAGUUUACUUCUGAGCACCGGAAAAGAAGACUACUGCAGAGUCAUUCAUGGUUUACCAUUAAACGAGGGCACAGAUCUUUAUUGUAAAAACAUUUUUUCUUUGGCUACAUGGGUUCUGUUGUAAGAAUGGACACUUAAAGCACCAUAGGUAGGUGCUUGAUUAUUUUGCAAUUCAGCUGCGGUAUAACUAAAUAUUGCAGGUGGUAGAUGUCCAGUGUCUAAUGGUACCCACUGUAUGUUUAGCUUAUUUAUGCUUGGGUCAUAGGGUGAGAUUGAGGAGCUUUGUUAACUCACUAUAUUGUCAGUGUCCAUGCCCAGCAUGAAUUAACCUGUAUUUGACACUAUUUGAGAUCAAGAAAAAAUUACUAUUGUAACUUCCGGAAGAAAAAAAUCCAGGCUUUUCACUGCCUGUAAGUGAUGGCUGUUUGCCAUGUAAGCCUUAGAGUAGAAGUUGGUCUCUGGCUCUUGCAUAGCACGCCCUUUGAACACCAUAACAUACCUGGGAGGAAUUGAAACUAUUACAUCAAGACCAAUUGCAGCUUAAUUUUAAAAUGGCCCUAGAUAUGGUUCAGUGAUCCAUAUCAAAGAUGUUUGGGAAGAUUUGUUGUCUUGCGGUAGUAUUACUUUGUUUGGUUGAGCAGUCAUAACAUGUUCCAUUGCCAAGCCCUGAUCCAAAAAGUUUUGAAUGAUGUAGCUGUGGCUCUUACCAGUGUAGUUACAUCGGCAUCAUCACUAAUGUGGCCACAAUUACACUGGCAUUUAAGUGUGCCUUCUACUUGUCCCCUUCUAGUAGAAGCAUAUUUUUAUUUUUAUUACUGUGUUCACACCACUGGUAUAAUCUGGCUUUAAUAAUACAAGUAAAUCCUCAGUAAAUGCAAGCUUUAUGUGUGUAGAGACUAGGAAACAUUGGAGACCUCGUUUUAUUAUUUGAAGGGGGCUUGAGUUAAAUGUCUGGUUUCUGCCAGUGCUUGGAUAUGGAGCUGUGCUUGGUUGGGUGUGGUGCUUGGAAGGAGGGAAUAUGAAGACGAGUAGCACAGUGGUUGGUUGGUGCUGAGGAGGUACCUUGGGCUGACUAGAGAUUCAUGUUAAAGUGGAACCCCUAGGACAAAAUGAGUGUUUUCUUUUUUUUCUGAAAAGAAAGCAGACCAAAUCCUGUAAGUACGCUUGCAGACAUAACAAAGACGUUUAGACGAUUGAUUAGUCUUUUUCUAUUUGGAAUUUUUAUUGCAUUUUAUUUUUAGUUUUUCAAACAAAUUAUCCAACAGGAUAGAGCAACUAUAAAUAUUAAGAAAAUCUGUAUUCUACAGUGACCAAAAGUGUGGAUUUAUUGACUUUAUUUAAGCAAAUAUACAGAAUGUUCUAGCCUCUGUAGUGGGCAAGUUAUUUGAUGGUAAUUGCUACCAUUACGGAAUGUUGUGCAUGUAUUAGUGUGAAAGUUACUCACAUUUGACUGUCACACUGGGCGCUCUCCUCCACAUAAUUACCCCAUUUCAGAAGCAGUGUAGAUUGUGAUUCUGGUUGCGAUUUUCCUUUAAACAGUUAGAAACCAGCCUGACAAGUGAGGAUGAGUAGUGGGUUUUGGUUUUUAGGAGUUCAGUAGAAUGCAUUUCCAUGGUUAUAACUUAUUUGAUUAUAGUAUGUUACACAGUAAGGGCUAACAGUAGAAUAUGAAAGCAUUCAACUUUUUAAAAGAAAGGCUUAAAAAGAAAAGUGACAUUCCUUUUCUUGUCUGCAUUCAGAUUUUUAAAGUUUUCUUGUGAUGACUAGUUCUCUGUAAACAUGUACGAUACUGCUGUGUUAACUGUUCCGGCUUGCUAGAUAAGCUGCAAGUACCAAAUAUGUUUUUAAGAAAACUUUUAGAAGAUUGGCUGACUUGAGGGGCACAUACUGUCAUUGUCAAUUGUUGACUCAAGACUCUUUGCAAUUCAGUAGUGAUCGGGAGCUGCUGUGUGGUGGCUCCUUUGGCUUACUUGAGAUUGAUGGGGGUCCCCUUGCUGAACGUUCUUAGUCUGUGGAAGUCUGUUUCAGACUUGUGCUGUCAGAAUGCAGGCAGCUCACCUGUUCCUCUUCAAGAAGCCUUUCCAGAAUGCAGUGGAGUCAUUGGAGCGCAGUAGUGAUUAGGAAGCUUAACCAUACUGCUGCCUAUUUGUAUUUGCUACAUAACAAAGAUCAUCUCCAGGCCUCUUUAUCUGAAGUCAGUCAUAUGCAAUAAAUUGAAAUUUUACAUAAAAGCAUAGUGUAUUUUUAAUUCUGUUAAGUCAUUAGGAUGAGACAAUUGAACACUGAAAAAAAAAAAAAAUCAAUAUUUGAAGUGACUUUAUGACCCUCAAUACCAGAGCAUCACUUCAGCUUGAUCUGUGAAUCUAGAAAGGUUUUUUUAAAUGCCUAAAGAAAGGGAAUUUUUUUUUGCAAUGUUGUUAAAAUUAUACAGUGAGAAGUAAAAAUACAAGAAUGAAAUUGCUGAACCAGUGGCCUGAAAGUAGGGAUAAUGCCAGACAAUUCAGAAAGGGCAAUAGUGACAUUUAAAUUCCAUAUAAUGGAAUUGUUGCAUACAAAAUCUGGCCCUGGAACUUAAUAUUUUUUGUCUUGAAUGUUCAGUCACUUGGGUGUCAGCUGGAUUCUGUUCAGGGAGGCUCCUGAGUGCUGUGAGGUUAAACAAAAAUAUUUGUUGACUCUAGAAUGACUUGCAGAUGUGGUGAGAAACUGACCAGAGUAGUAAUAGUUCAGAGUUUUCUUAAAGCUUUGUUUGUGUCUUUUCCCCUUUAUCCAAGCAUGAAGUUUUAAGAACUAGCAAGCCCUAAAUUCAAAAGUGCAUUACUGCACCCCAACCAGGCAGGACAUUCCAGCUUCUCUUGCCCUUGCUUGUAAAGAAGCACCUGUCUACACAAGCCUAGGCAUGAUUUUAUGAGUGUGGAAUAUUAAAGAAAGAAGCAAUGGAAGUGGCUUGUGGUCCAAACUUUUUAUUCUUAGGGGAGAAAGAACACAUGCAUGCAUAUCCAUGGUUCCUUGAUAUCUUGCCCCACAAAAAAGUGCUAGGUUUCCUUAGGCUCAGUUUUCUUUCAUGAAUGCUGUGAGGACCAGAAAGAAUGAAAUGAGUGUAAUGAAACAGGUGAGGCCAAGGAGGAUGCUGAGCAAGCGUUCGGAUCAUAGGCUUCAUCUUCCUUUUAGAACAUUUUUCCUACUCUACUGAUCUGUAGUUACCUCCAUACAAAACAGUCUAGGCUUAGUAUGGUUAACACUAGUGUUGGGCCAGUAUUUUGUGGUUUAACUUGGGUUUCACUGGUAAGCUUUGCCAUUUAAUCUUUGCAUUAAAUACCAUAGGAUGCUGGAUGCAAUCAGGAGGAGCCUUUGGUGGUUGCAUGACACCUCCGUGUGAAAUUGGUCACUUCUUUUUAAGUUGUGUCAAAGUGCAGACCACUUGUCUAUAUGAACUAAGCUUCAGACUUGGACAUUAUACAGGUUAAGAGUGAAUCACAGUUUCGUAGGAAGAUCUGACUGGAAAAAAAGGACUAAAAAAUGUUAAGCCAGAGCCCUCUGGGAAUCUGGUGCCUUUAACAAGAACUGUCAUUUUGUAAAAUGUUACAGCUAGAGCAUAGCCCUUAUGUUUUCUAUUGUUUUUUUUGUACAGUUGUAAAUUCAAAAUAUUCUGUCUUUGGGUACGUAUUUUCAGUGUAAUACAGUAUGUAUAA